This is a messenger RNA of Cuscuta campestris, 2518 nucleotides long. NCBI's taxonomy places the organism in Eukaryota, Viridiplantae, Streptophyta, Magnoliopsida, Solanales, Convolvulaceae. The record is from the annotation of a GenBank genome assembly.
AUCAGCUGCCAAUCCUUCCAUGGGGGUAGAACCGGAGUUCUCCGUCGCCGGAGCUCGGAAGGGGGAAGGGGUCUCGCCCCGAAAAAGGUGGGGAAAAGUAAGACAAAAAGAGGAACUAUACCGAUUAAUAUGCUUCAAAGUAUAGGUUUAAAGGAUCAUGGAUCAUCGUUCGAGCACGCUGCCUGGAUUUGAGCCGGGGAACGAGACCAUUUUUACCACAUUAAAACAACCACUGGGUAAUGCAGAGAGCUCCAAGGAUGAAUCUUCACCUCUCGAUGUCACGAAUGCCCCUUCAACUGGGAUCGGUACUCAUGCUCCUAAGCUAGAAUCUGAUUCUGUGAUCGAGUACCUUAACCAAAUACUGCUUGAGGAUGAUGAGAAUGAUCAGAGCAUAUCCUAUGAUCCCAUUGCACUUCGAGCUGCUGAGAAAUCCUUUUAUGAAGCCCUACAUCAGAACCCAUCACCCGCUAAUCAAGAACCUGUUUUUUUCAACAAUAGUUCUGAGCGCUCCAGUGAUUAUAGGACAAGUGAAAGCACCAUUAGUGGGAGCUAUGACACCAUUCCCCAGUGUAAUGUUGACCCCGGAGGAUCAAAACUAUCUCCGGCCUGUAUUCCUCCUGGGUUCUCUUUCCAGUCCUUGACUGUGUCGGAUUGUUCAAACGGGUCUUUAUGUUGCUUUGACAGUAUUGAGAAAUCUGAAUCGAAUUCUUUCCUAUCUGCCAAUUCGGUUCCAAAUACAUUAAGUGAUGUUAAUUACUUUGCCUUGCAAUUCAAUAGAGGCAAGGAGGAAGGCACAAGGUUCUUUCCGACUCGUAGUCAGUUGGUUCUUGAUACAGGCAAGGCUAAAGGAAAGAAGCAUCACCACCAAGAUGAUGAUGAUGAUGAUGGCAGGCCAGAGGAAGAAAGGAGCAGUAAGCAUUCGGCAGUGUGUGUGGAUGCAGUUGAGUUAUCAGAGGUGUUUGAUAAGGUUUUGCUGUGUGAUGACAAUAUGGAUUCUCCAUCUGGUGUUCGAAAGGGUACCCAACGGAAGGGGCGAGCUAAUGGGAGAAGACAUUCAAAGAAACGAGGAGACAGUCGUGAAGUUGUAGAUCUACGAUCUCUUUUAAUCAGCUGUGCAGAAUCUAUUGCUGCUGUUGAUCAUAGGACCACAAAAGAUCUAUUGAAGGUGAUCAUGCAGAACUCGUCCCCUACUGGCAAUGCAAUCCAAAGGAUGGCUCAUGCAUUUGCAAAUGCUCUCGAGGCACGGCUCAAUGGAACUGGCGCACAACUAUAUGUGGCCGUAACGCGAAAUAAAGAGUUUGUUAGUGAGUUGUUAAAAAGCCACCUUACAUCUUGGCCUACCAUGAGGAUAUCGAUUUUCUUUGCGAAUAAAAUGAUCUACGAUGUAGCGUUAAAGGGCACAUCACUGCAUGUAAUUGAUUUUGGCAUUAAUUACGGUAUCCAGUGGCCCACUCUCAUCCGGGAUCUCUCACAAAGACCCGGUGGUCCCCCCAAACUUCGAAUAACUGGAAUUGAGCUUCCCCAACCUGGUUUUCGUCCGGCACAAAUGGUAGAAGAGACUGGUUGUCGCUUGGCUGAAUACUGCAAGCGUUACGGCGUUCCAUUUGAGUACAAUGCCAUUACGAGCAAUGAAUGGGAGACAGUUAAGGUUGAUAACUUGAAGAUUAAGAGUGGUGAGGUGGUUGUUGUUAACUGCUUGUUCCGAUUCCGACACAUAUUGGAUGAGAGAGCUUUAGUUUCACACAGCCCCAAGGAUGCUGUUCUGAACCUAAUCCGGGUAGCAAGCCCUCAUUUAUACGUGCACGCUACGCUGUUAGGAUCGCACAGCUCUCACUUCUUUGUAAGCCAGUUCCGAGAUGCUCUCUGCUUCUAUUCUGACCUCUUUGACUUGUUUGAUGAAACUAUAAAAAACCACAGUGAUAUAGUGAAAUUCGAACAACAGCAUAUUGUGCCUGAAAUAAUAAAUGUUGUUGCAUGUGAGGGCGCGGAGAGAGUGGAGAGGCCCGAAACAUUGAAGGAGUGCGAGUCACGCAUUAUGAGGGCUGGGUUCAAGCCUCUCCCCAUAAACCCAGAACUUGUGAAGGAGUUGAGAGGCAAGGUGAAGGCAGGAUAUCACAAAGAGUUCCUGCUUGAUGAAGAUGGUCUUUGGAUACUGCAGGGGUGGAAAUGUCGGGUUCUCUGUGCUAAUGCUUGCUGGGUACCUGUGCACCAAACUAACAAGCUAUGAUUGAUUGAUAUAUAGCACUGUAAGAUUGCAGCACCAGUUCUUUUCAAGGCGUCUAAAUACAGUUCGUGUUCUUUGUUGAUCUCUUCAAGUUCCUGCUCAACUUCCUUGGUAUGUUUACACACUUUUAAGCUAUGCUUCUUUUGAGUUUUACAAAAACAAUUGUUUGUAUUCUUGAAAUGUUUACUGCUGCUAUUUCCAUCACUAUGUGCUGCAUUUUUAAAUAAAGAAAUAUUGUUCUUCAUUCAAUUCUAGCUUUAGAAUUUUGUUGUAAGUCUGAUUUAGAUGUCUUUA